GAGAGGCGCAGUAUGGGGCUGCGGGGUUUUUGCCGGAACAGGAAACCUCUCCGCGGGUGGAGGCGUGCGGCUGGCGUCGCACGCAGGCGCUGCGGGGCUGGCAGGUGUGCGGCGUGUGCACCUCGAAAGUGAUGGAACUCGGCGCGAGCGCCCCCGGGUAGCGCCGGUGAGGCUGCGGGGCCUGGCCCGGGCAGCCAUGGGUCUCCUUCGCCUGCUGGUUCUGGCGAUGCUGGCGUCCAAACCCGGUGUGACCGGUGGAGCCGAGGCCGUCGGGAACGCCAGCGAGGGUCUUCUUGAAUUUUCUGUAGGGAAGUUUAGAUACUUCGAGCUCAACAGGCCCUUUCCAGAGGAUGCCAUUUUGCGUCAUAUUUCCAGCAAUGUGUCUUUUCUUAUUUUCCAAAUACACUCACAGUAUCAGAAUACAACAAUUUCUUUUUCUAAGACUCUCCUUCCCAAUACCUCAGGGACAGGCACUGACAAAGGACUGGUUUUCAUUCUUAGACCAGAGCAGAGUAUGUGCACUUUGUAUUUGCAGACUUUAGAUGCUGAGCCUGUCCAAAACAUGGCCAUUCCACUCUCCUAUUCAGAAAGAGAUCCUAUCCCUGGAGGCUGUAAUUUGGAGUUUGAUUUAGAUAUUGAUCCCAACAUUUACUUGGAGUAUAAUUUCUUUGAGACAACUAUUAAAUUUGCCCCAGCAAACCUUGGCUAUGCAAGAGGCACAAAUCCUCCGCCAUGUGACAUUGGGAUGGAACGGGACUCUAGGUGGAGGUUGCUGUAUGAUGUCUAUCAGUAUUUUCUGCCUGAGAAUGACCUCACCGAAGAGGGGUUGCUAAAGCAUCUGCAGAGGAUGGCCGAGGUGCCUCAGGUGAAGGCCAAUGCUAUCAAGGUGGUUACCCUCACAGCUAAUGAUAAGACAACUGUUUCCUUCUCCUCCCUCCGAGGACAAGGUGUCAUUUAUAACGUUGUUGUUCGGGAUCCAUUUCUAAAUACAUCUGCUGCUUAUGUUCCUGCUCAUACAUAUGCUUGCAGCUUUGCGGCUGUGGAGGGUAAUUGUUCUUCCCUUGGAAGAGUGUCAACCAAAGUGUUCUUCACCCUUUUUGCCCUGCUUGGUCUCUUCAUUUGUUUCUUUGGACACAGAUUCUGGAAAACAGAAUUGUUUUUCAUAGGCUUUAUCUUCAUGGGACUCUUCUUCUACAUACUGAUUACAAGACUGACACUUAUUAAAUAUGAUGUUCGUCUGAUUCUGACAGCCGUCGCUGGAAGCGUUGGUGGGAUUUUCUUGGUAGCUGCUUGGUGGAGAUUUGGAAUCCUCCUGCUCUGCAUGCUGUGUGUUGGAUUAGUGUUGGGCUUCCUCGUCUCCUCAGUGAUGUUCUUCGCUUUCCUGGGGAACCUAAAGAUUUUUCAUGAUGAUGGUGUGUUCUGGGUGACCUUCUCCUGCAUAGCUGUCCUCAUUCCAGUAGUUUUCAUGGGCUGCUUAAGAAUACUGAACAUACUGACUUGUGGACUCAUUGGCUCCUACUCGGUGGUCUUGGCCUUUGACAGUUACUUGUACACAAGCCUUUCUCAUAUCACUCUGAAUGUACUCAAGAGAGCACUCAACAUGGAUUUCCACAGAGCUUUCACAAAUGUGCCUUUUCAAACUAAUGACUUUAUUAUCCUGGCAGUAUGGGGGAUGCUUGCUGUGAGUGGAAUCACGUUACAGAUUCGAAGAGAAAGAGGGCAACCAUUUUUUCCUCCCCACCCAUACAAGUUAUGGAAGCGAGAGAGAGAGCGCAGAGUAACAAACAUCCUGGACCCUAGCUACCACAUCCCUCCAUUGAGAGAGAGGCUCUAUGGCCGAAUAGCCCAGAUCAAAGAGCUCUUCCAGAAGGAACAGCCAGCCGGAGAGAGAACACCCCUGCUUCUGUAGAUGCCAAAGGGGGUUGGUCGGUGUGGUCUCAAAAGUACUGCCCAGGCGUUGCCUCAGCUUUGGUGUGUAUGCCCAGCCUGCUGCAGCAGUCUCCGGUGCAACUCUGAUAAGAAGAGGUGUAUGUAUGUGUGCUUUGCACAGUUUCACGGUGUCCUUAUUGAUGUGUUAUCAAAAGGUACCCUUCUUUUGUUUAAUUGUGGUAAAACACACAUUUACCAUCUCAGUCAUAAAGUAUAUAAGUUCAGUAGGCACUUUGUUUUUGUCCUUUAUUGCUUACAAUGCUAAUUUAAAUACUAAAUUAUGUCCGUUAUUUGAAAAUAGGGUGAUUUACACAGAUCAGAUAUGGAUAUAAUGGCCUCGGGUUUUUUCUUUAAAGGCCUUUUAAAAUAGUGUUGACCUCUGAUCUCUAAAAUGUGUUUGAAUUUUUUUUUUUUAAGGAAACCGAUUGGCGCCUACCUUAAUCUGUAGUCCCUUUAGUAAGGAAACCUUUUAACAUUUGCAUUUUUUAGUUGUUUCUGCUAAAUUGGUUGUUAUUAGCAUUGAUGUAAAAAUAGUGUCAAAAAUUUUCUCUUUUGUGUGAAGACUUUGUACCAUCUAUAUUUUAGUGAUGAGGAGGGAGGGGGUCAAAAAGGAUUAAAGAAUUUAAAGGAGCUACUUUUAAUCAGGUUCUUGGACUCUGUCAGGAAAGUUCCUUCCAUUUUGACCCUCCCCCCGCCCCAAGCAAGCACCUCGAUGCCCUGGGCUGCGUACCCACUCCUCACGGCAUCUGGUUCUGCCUUGGAUCGGAAGCUGGUGACUCUGACACAAUGAGUAACGGUGAGGGUAGUUGUGGUGGUUGCAUACGCAUUUGUGAGUUAACCACUAUUUAAACGAUGCUGCUUUUAAGAGUUUUUUCACAGCACGAUAGAUAUUUGGAGUUUUAGGUAACUGGAAAAUUUUCAGCUUUUGCAUUUGUUUUGGAAAGGCUGAAACAUAAAACUAAACAUACAGAAAGAGAAAACAUACAAAACUAAACAUUUUUGCAUUGCAGAAUUACACACAGGUGUUUACUAUUUAACCCUCACUGUUUAUAUAACUUCAGUAACACUUGAAUUUUUUUUUUUAAUUACUGUAGGGAUUGUGGCUUCUGCCAUAUCUUUGUACAUUCUGACAAGUUAUAUGGAAUGUUUGGGAGUUAUUUUCUGUACCGUCAAAAUGUACUGCCACUGAACACUGUAAAGAUAGAGCACACUUUUUUGGAGGAUUGAGACAAAUUACUUAAAAAAUUUUCAUAAUUUGUGAGUCAUAAAAUGCCAGUUUGUAUCAUUUUUUUAAAUAAUAAAUACCUAUUUUGAAGAAAAAUGCUAAAAAGUCUCAUUAUUCUUAACAGAUUUUUUUUUUCUCACCAACUGUAUUUGUACCGUAGCAGUGAAGACAUGACAGAAGUGUCAUAGGUAUAAAAUUACUUAAUCUGGAGAAUUAAAUCUUUAUUUAAAAAAUUUGGUUUAAGCCUAAGUGAAAUAGUAGGAAAUGAAGGAAAUCUGUGGAGUGUGUUAAAUUUAUAUCCCUUGUUAGAAGGAAAGCUGACGUCUUUGGUGGGCUGAUUUGUGUUGGGUAUUAGCACUUCAGGUUUGUGUAACUGAAGAAAGGUAGUAGUAUUAUCAGAAAAUUAGUUAUACUAUUCCCCCUUAAAUGUUUUGGUUCUGACCAGUCUGUUGGAGGUUAGCUACCAGGUUGCUAAAUCACAGCAGGUAACUCGUGCCAUGGAUCAGUAGAUCUAUAGAAGGUUGGGAUAGAAAAUUGAUUCUUCCAAGGAAAUUGCUAUACUGUUAGACCAGAAACAGACCUUAGAGAUCAUCUUACUUGGUCCCUUAUUUUAUAACUGAGUAAAUUCUUGACCAAGGAGUCAAUUAUAUGGAUAUUUAUCAAUAACUGUGCCCAGAUCAAAAUUUGGGAUACCUGAUUCCCUAUACAAAUGUGCUUUAUGCUCUAUCAUGAUGAAAAUGUAAGUCACUAAUUAUUUUCAGCUCUCUUCUGCUGGUGGAUUGGUGACAACACAGUGAGAAGGCAGCCUUCUGCAAGAAGAGGAAAAAGGCCUCAGUGGAACCCAACCUUGAACUUGGACUUCCAGCCUCCAGAAUGGUGAGAAAAUAAAUUUCUGUUGUUUAUGGCACCCAGUCCGUGAUAUGUUAUGGCAGCCCUAGCAAACUAAUACCCUUUAUAAAUCAUUUCACCCUGAAUGUUGAUUGGAAGACCUCUGGGCAGUUUGGCCACCGUGUUUGUGAGGACCAUUCUAUGAAACUGAGAUACAGAGGGGCUCAAGUUAGUGGAAAUUUGGGCUUACCCAGGGACUACCAUAUAGUCAUUACAUGGGAGGUUGGCAGGUCUGGAUCAAGCUACAUCAGUAUUAAUAGGCAAAAUAAAGAAAAUAUGUACAAUGAUAGUCGUUUUUACUUGGCUCUCACCCUUUACUCAUUAAAUAAAUAUGAGUUAAGUUCCUAAAUGUCAGGCCUUGCCUUGGGCACUAGGAAGAAGAUGGCAAAAUAUUCCGGCAUGGUGCCUAUCUCAGGGCUUAGAGUGGGAGGAGACAGAUAUACUUCAAUAGUUAUACAGAGGAGGUAUGGUAGGCAGUGAAAUUUUUGAUGGAGUAGGGGGUAGAAUCGGGAUGCCAGGGAAGAAUUCCUUGAAAUGACAUUUAAGCUGAGACUUGGAGGAUGAGUAGGAGUAACAAAACCACAAGGAGGCAGAGUGCAUUCCAUGUACUGUGGUUAAAGGCAUAAAGAAAAGCUUCAAGGCCUUCUCUUCUCUACGGAGAGCCUCCAGUGGAGUCUCUCCCACCUGUAUGCCCAGCCAGUCCUUACAGCCCUUCACAUUGGUGCUUGGUGAGGUGAGUACUUGGUGGGGUCAGCUCUCCCAUUCUCAGCUUUUGGCAUUUUGAUCCAGGAAGGAGGUUGUCAGUGUUGUUGUUUUUAAUUUUUUUUAAUGUUUGUUUAUUUUUGAGAGACAGAGACAGAGCAUGAGCAGGGGAGGAGCAGAGAGAGAGGGAGACACAGAAUCUGAAGCAGGUUCCAGGCUCUGAGCUGUCAGCACAGAGCCCAACGCGGGGCUCAAAUUCAUGAACUGUGAGAUGAGCCCAAGUCAGACACUUAACCCACUGAGCCACCCAGGUGCCCCAGUGUUGUUUUUUUUUUUUAAAUUCAGAUAUAAUUGACAUAAUGUGUAAGUUUAAGGUACAGUAUGUUGAUUUGAUACAGUUAUUUAUUAAAUAUUACUCUAUGAUUAUUCCUACAAUAUGAUUACCCUAUGAUUAAUAUCAUAGGGUUAGUUUGCAUCUCUAUCGUGUCACAUAAUUAUUCUUUUUGUGAAAGCAAUUAAAAUCUAGUCUCUUGGCAACCUUGAAGUUCAUAAUACAGUAUUGACGACUAUAAUCCCUAGUGCACUUGGGCUCCAGAAUUUGUCUACUAAUUUCCUUAAAUAAUGUUUCUCCAAUUCUCCCAUGCCCACCUGCUGGUAUCCACCAUCCUCUGUUACUAGGAAUUUGGCUUUUUUGGAUUUCACAUAUAAGUGUUAUCAUCUAGUGUUUGUCAUUCUCUGACUUCCCUCACUUGGUAUAAUGUCCUCCAAGUCUAUCCUUGUUGUUGCACAUGGCAGGAUUUCUCUUUUUUUUACCACCGAAUAAUAUUCAAUUGUAUAUAUAAGCCACAUCUUUAUCCAUUCAUCCGUUGAUGGCCACUUAGGAUGUUUCCCUGUCUUGGCUGUUGUGAAUAAUGCUGCAAUAAGCAUGGGAGUUACAUUUUUUCAAGAUCCUGCUUUUCAUUUCCUUUGGAUAUAUACCCAGGAGUGGGAUUAUUGGAUCAUAUGGUAGUUGUUUUCAUUGUCCAUCUUCCUCGUUAAAUUUGGACUAUACUACAAAACUGCCCAGAGCAUACCUGGUCUUUUUAUUUACCUUUCUUAUUUCCUUCCAAGACCCUAGAAUUUAGCAAUUGUUCCCUGGCAGGUGGGUCAGAACACUUGGGUGACCCACAAAAGCCAUAGUCCUCAAAAUCUUUCCUUCUGUUCCAGAGUCUUAUUAACGUACCUGUAUACAAGUAUAAUAUACCUGACUCCAUUGCUCCCCAAGGGUGAAUUCCUUCUUUUGGAAGGAGAUUGAAGAAUGGCCACAAUUACUUUUUUACUUUGAAGUUUUUAAGGGCUAAACGGCUUAUUCACCUGAGGUUCACGGCUCCUUCUGCUAAUAGAUUUUCUACUGUCCAGGGUGGCUUGUACGUGCUCUGCCCUGCCUGAACUUGUGGUGGGCGCACUGGGAAAAGCAUGGAUGCGUGUCUGGGAGCUUUAAGGAAGGAGGUAGAAGAUCCAAAAAUGAUGCAGAUGGAAGAAGCAAUUGAGACACAUUAAGUGUGCCUUUGCUCCCCAGUUCUCCAUGGGCUGUGUUUUCGGCAAUUGAACUGGACCUCAACAUGUUUUUUAAACUAGCUGUCUCCUUUGGAGAGACCAUCCAUAUAUCAAAAUUCCUGAAAACUGAAAUACAUUGUAUUGCUAGGGCUGGGCCUGGGGUUCUAGAGGACUGUUUUCAUGGACAGGAUUAAAGGCUUUUUUCUGAAAAAAGUCUCUCAUCCUAUUAAUGCCUGAAGGUUUUUCAACAUAGGACAGUCUUCCAUUUCACAAGUAGAGCUACUCUUCUUCCAGAUCAGCUCUCCCUCCUGAAUUACUUCAAUUGUAUAUCCCAGUGAUUUUCCACUGAAUGUUGUUAACCUCUUGUAUUCUGUAUGUCUAGAGUCUACAUGACUGGGAAUAAAAACCUUAUAAUCUUUGAGAUAGGUCUUUUUUUGCCCUUCAAAUUUUUAUUUAAAUUUCAGUUAGAGAUAGGUCUUAAACAUAUUCUAGAAGAAGUUCACAUUUGAGGAAUGCAUUCACUUGAUCUCACAUCAGCCUUUGAUUUGAUAGCACUGUGCACUUGCCCACUGAGUGGUGCUGAAAUUGGAGAUGCAGCUGAUAAAUCCUCGGCAUUUUAAAGUAGCCAAGGGCCAGCCCUAUUCAUCUUGAAAUGUAUAUACAGACAAAAGCAGUGUGCUGAGGCUUGGGGUUAUUGCAGAAACACUGAUUCUAACCAGCUUUGUUACUUUUAUUUUAUUUUUUUUUUAACGUUUAUUUAUUUUUGAAACAGAGACAGAGCAUGAACAGGGAAGGGUCAGAGAGAGAGGGAGACACAGAAUCUGAAACAGGCUCCAGGCUCUGAGCUGUCAGCACAGAGCCUGACGCGGGGCUCGAACUCACGGACCGCGAGAUCACGACCUGAGCCGAAGUUGGCCGCUUAACCGACUGAGCCACCCAGGUGCCCCAGCUUUGUUAGUUUUAUAGAAAGCCCAAAUGUAGCCUUCCUAGCAGUAUCUGAUACUCAAGAAGUAUAUAUCCUGUGUUUCAAGAUCAGGAUAUUUUUAUUCCGGGUCCAGUUCUACCUACUGAUACUGAUUUCAGUGUAGUGAAUUUUCUGCAGGCUUUAGUUUUUCCAAAGCAGUGGGUUUACUCUUUUCCUUUUGCUCAUAUGGGAAAAAAACUUGUGAGGGACAGCAUUAAAUGAAAAAAAAUUGAGGAACCAAGGUGUAAGAUUCCAAUUAUGUGUAUUUGUGUGUAAAUAUGUUUAAAAACAUUUAUAGGGAAGUUUUUCUGAUUCAGAAGAAACUUCUAAUUACCCCUGGGAAGACACAGGUUGUAGGAAGAAGUUGACUUACUUUAAACUGUAAUAUUUUCUGUAUGGUAGAUUUUUAACUGUCUACAUUUAUUUUUUCUUUUAUGUGAAAGAUCUCAAAAAGGAACAUAACCUAACCAACUUCUGAGAAUUUAUACACCAGAAAUCACAGUACAUAAAUUAUGCACAUGAGUUAAUGAAGCAUUUUUUUUUUUUUUAAUUUUAUUUUUGAGAGAGAGAGAGCACAAAUGGGGGAGGGACAGAGAGAGAGGGAGACACAGAAUCCGAAGCAGGCUCCAGGCUCUGAGCUGUCAGCACAGAGCCUGUCUUGGGGCUUGAACCCACAGACCAUGAGAUCAUGACCUUAGCCAAAGUUGGAUGCUAUACCGACUGAGCCACCCAAGUGCCCCUGGGUGCAUUGUUUUAACAGAAAUUUCAAACAGUCUGAAUAUCCAUCAGAAGAAAGAGUUGAAUAAAUUAUGAUACAUCUAUACAAAGAUAGUCACAAAAAAACUGGUUUGCAGGCAACAGAAAACUAACUGGCUAGUGUAUGUAAAACAGAGUUAGUUGGAAGUAUACUGAUGUUAUUUGCUUCUGGAAUUUCCCCCUAUGCAUUUUAUUUAUUUAUUUUUUUAAUGUUUACUUUUUGUGAGAGGGCACGAGCAAGAGAGGGGCAGAGAGAGAAGGAGACCUAGAAUCCGAAGUAGGCUCCAGGCUCUGAGCUCUUAGCACAGAGCCCGGUGCAGGGCUCAAACUCAAGAACUGCGAGAUCAUGACCUGAACCGGAGUUGGAUGCUUAACCGACUGAGCCACCCAGGCACCCCACCCGCUAUGCAGUUUUUACAUGGUUGUAAUUACAUCUGCAGUAUAGCAUUCAGGUUUUUAUUAUGUAAAUUUAGUUAUUUUUUUGUUCCUGUUGCUAGAAUCUUUAAGCCACAGUAUAUAUAAACUGCUUUGGGUAGAUAUUGAUAGUAAAUUAGUAAUCUGGAAGUAAAUUAUUUCCUUAUUGUAUGAUACUUAGGUUUAAUUUGCUCACUCUAACACUAUCAUAAUGUGGCUUUAACCAGGGGAAGCAGUAGAGAUGGUGAGAGAUGGUAGGAUUCUGAUAUAUUUAGAAGGGAAGGGGGUCAAUAGGAUUUGCUGAUGAAUUGGAUGCAAGAUAGAAAAAGUGGAGUCAAAGAUGCCAGGAAGGUUUUUGGCCUUGGCAGCUGAAAAGAUGGAGUUGUCAUGAUCUCAGAUAGGGAAGCAUAUGGAGAGGCCUGGGGGGAAGACUGCUUGGAGCAUGUUAAGUCUGAGAUCUUUGAUAGUUACAGUUGGAAGAGUCCAGAGUUCAUGAGAGCUGUAAAUUUGGGAGUCAUCAGCAUUACAGGUGGUAUUUAAAGUCAUGAGACUGGGUGAGAUCACCAAGGAAGUGAGCAGGAAUAAGGACUGAGCCCUGGGGCUUAAAGUCAGAAGAAAGGGACAGAGGAGGCUGAGAGGUAGCCACUGAUGUAAAAAGAAAGCCCCUUCAAAUUUCAAUUAGAGAUUAUUCUUCAUUGAUAUUACACUAAAAAAUGAACUCCUAUUUUACUCUGUCAAAAAAGGUAGUGAUCACCAAAAAUUGAGUUAUGGAUCUGUGAUCUUCUGGUCAUUGAGGCAGUUUAGAAAUAGAAAAUUUUGGAAGUCACCUUGAUAUUAAAGAAUACCAAUAUGAGCAGAAAACACUCUGUGAGGUUGUGUAGAACUGCUUUUUUAGAAUUGUAUUUCCACUAUAAAAUAAAAAGCAUGUAGUGGAUAGAUGAUAAAUAGAUCAUUGUUUUCUAGGGCUGCUGUAACAAAUUACUACAGGUAGGGUGGCUUAGCAGAAAUUUAUUCUCUCAGUUCUGAAAAAUCAGGAAGGCCAGAAGUCUAAUGUCAAGCAGGGCUGGCCCCUUCUGGAGGCUCUGAGGGAUGAUUCAAUUCAUACCCCUCUCCUAGCUUCUGUUGGCACCUUAGGGCUCUGCAGCUUGCAUAACUCUCUGCCUCUGUCUUCACAUGGCUUUCUCCUUAUGCCUGUUUCAAAUAUCCUUCUCUCUUAUAAGGACACCGGUCACUGGAUAUAGGGCCCAUCCUAAAUUCAAGAUGAUCUAAUUCCAAGAUCCUUAAAUCUGCAAAAACUAUUAAAAAUGUGGUCAGUAUGGGACACCUGGGUGGCUCAGUCCGUUAAGUCUCUGACUCUUGAUUUCGGCUCAGGUCAUGAUUUCAUGGUUCGUGAGUUUGAGCCCCGUGUCGGGCUCUGCCCUGGCAGCCUGGAGUCUGCUGAAGAUUCUCUCUCCCUGUCUCUCUGCCCCUCCCUGCCUCACAGGCACAUGCACUCUCCCUCUUUCUCUCCAAUAAACUUAAAAAACAUAUAUGGUUGGGGUGCCUGGGUGGCUUAGUUAAGUAUCUCACUUCAGCUCAGUUUGUGAGUUUGAGCCCCGCAUUGGGCUCUAUGCUGACAGUGCAGAGCCUGCUUGGAAUUCUCUCUCUCCUUCUCUAUCUGCCCCUACCUCCCCCACUUCUCUCUCAAAAAUAAAAAUAAACUUUGAAAAGAUAUAUAUAUAUAUAUAUGCGCCACAUUCACAGGUACAGGAGGUUAGCACUUGGACGUGCCUUUGCAGGGACACUUUGUAAAAAAAAAUUUUAAUACUGAUUUUUGACAGGGAGGGGCACAGAGAGGGGGAGAGAAUCCCAAGCAGGCUCGAUGCCCAGUGUGGAGCCUGACUCGAGGCUCAAUUCUCUUGACUGUGAGACCAUGACCUGAGCCCAUAUCAAGAGUUGGAUGCUGAGCCACCCAGGUGCCCCUGCAGCAGGGACACUCUUAAAUCCACCACAUAUGAUUAUAAAAAGGUUUGCUGGAUCAGCAAUAUGUUGCUGGCCAAUUCCUAAGAAAUACAGAUAGAAGUUGUUGCUAAGUACUAGUUUUGUGGUAAGAGAUGAAAUGCCAGAAAAAUAAACUGUAUGUAAGCAUUGUUCUCACAUUAACUUGGAGACAAUAUCAAUUUCAACCACUCAUCUUUAUUGAUAAAAUAGGCUCCUAUGCAGUAUACACUCUCAGACAUAAAUUUAAGGUUCUGCUUAAAAACAAAAAAUAUAUGGAUGGAAAACUGUUGCUAUGUAACAAAGUAAAUGUCUUUAAACGCCAAGAUCUUAAAAUUAUAUCCAAGUAAGAAGACCAAGAAUAAAUUAACUUGUUUAUAAAAAAAUAGUUAUCAAGAAACAUUUUAUAAUAGAGCUGCCUCAAUGAAUUGCCUCAGACUUCACCUCAACUGUGUAUUUUUUUUAAUUCUGACUUGGGAUAAAAACUGUAUGAAUGAAUGUGCCACCAAAUUAACAGAUUCUUUACCCCAAACCAAUAGAAAAGGUUAAAAAUAAAAACUGUCAUUUAUAAAAUAUCAAUUAAGGCCUCUGAAAAAAGGAAUCUAUUCAGUGUUUGGGCCAUUAGCCCUUUUCAAUCAGCCACAUCAGCCCCACUUACUCCAAACUUAAUAUACAAAAAUUCCAAAGUGAAAAGUAGCUUUGAAUUUUACCAAUAUAUGAAAUUAUACACAAAAGCUACCAUGUGAAUAUUUCUUUAACAAAUUACAUACCCCAAAGUAGAAUUUUCUAUUGUGCUAAUUUUAAUAUAAAUUAGUAUAUUUAAUCAUAUUUGAUAUUUUUAUCCUUCUAUAAUCAUAAAAUAAGAAAAAUUUAGAUUUCAAUUGAUGUUAAAGUACAUUUCUUUUUCUAGUGGCUUUUAAAAAUUUACAUACUGGAUAUAGAUUUUGUAAAAGAAAAACAAAAAACAAA
Messenger RNA from Acinonyx jubatus (cheetah), 11360 nucleotides. It is a transcript of the gene TM7SF3, whose product is annotated as transmembrane 7 superfamily member 3. Lineage: Eukaryota; Metazoa; Chordata; Mammalia; Carnivora; Felidae. The record is from RefSeq and is a predicted model, not a curated record. The transcript is spliced from 12 exons. The coding region runs from base 197 to 1909 and encodes 570 amino acids.